Molecule: messenger RNA, 1734 nt
Organism: Aspergillus luchuensis
Lineage: Eukaryota; Fungi; Ascomycota; Eurotiomycetes; Eurotiales; Aspergillaceae
Exons: 1
Coding region: 1-1734 (577 amino acids)
Source: RefSeq, a predicted model, not a curated record
AUGCGUCAAUACUCGCGCGCCGCCGCGGCGACCGUUGCUCUGGCAGCAUCGGCCCGCGCUGCCUCCUCUUCCCUUGCCUCCCUCUGUACCGUCUCCCAUGUCCAGUCGAUUCUCCCUGCCAAUGGCACUCUGCUCGGUAUUGACAUGAUCCCCUCUUCCGUCACGGCCAACACCACCACCUCGGACUCGACCGAGUACUGUGCCGUGUCCGUCUCUUACGUCCACACCGGUACCACCAACGAGAUCGUCCUGAACUACGGCUUCCCUAGCCCCGCUGACUUCAAGAACCGCUUCUACGUGGCUGGUGGCUUCGGAUACUCCUUGAGCACCUCCUCCACGGGUGGUCUCGAGUACGGCGCUGUCUCGGGUGCCACUUCUGGCGGCUACGGUGCUUUGGACGGCACCACCGUCGACGAGGUUAACCUCUCCGGAAAUGGCACCAUCAACUGGGACCCGAUCUUCAUGUUCGCUUACCAGGCCCUGGGUGAGAUGACUACCAUUGGAAAGCCUCUCACUCGCAGCUUUUACGGCUUGGAUGACGACGCCAAGGUCUACACCUAUUACGAGGGUUGCUCCGACGGUGGCCGUCAGGGUAUGAGUCAGAUCCAGCGCUACGGUGACCAGUACGAUGGUGCUAUCAUCGGUGCCCCUGCCUUCCGUUACGGCCAGCAGCAGGUCAACCACCUGUUCUCCAGUGUGGUCGAGCAGACUCUUGAUUACUACCCUCCCACCUGCGAGUUGGAGAAGAUCGUUAACGCCACCAUCGCUGCUUGCGAUCCCCUCGACGGCCGUACGGACGGUGUCAUCUCCCGUUCUGAUCUCUGCCAGCUUGAGUUCAACUUGACCUCUAUUAUCGGGGAGCCCUACCACUGUGCUGCUGAAGUCAGCACCUCCCUCGGUUUCAACUUCAACAAGCGUAGCGAUGGCACCUCCACUUCCUACACCCCGGCUCAGAACGGUAACGUCACCGCCAAGGGUGUGGCCGUUGCUCAGGCUAUCUAUGACGGUUUGUUCAACUCUGCUGGUGAGCGCGCCUACCUGUCCUACCGCAUCGGAUCUGAAUUCUCGGAUGGCGAGACCUCCUACGAUAACAGCACCGGUACCUGGGGUGUGGACAUUCCCUCAACUGGUGGUGAAUUCGUCACCCGCUUCAUCGAACUGGUCGAACUGAGCAACCUCGACUCUCUCACCAAUGUGACCUACGAUACCCUUGUGGAAUGGAUGAACGUGGCCAUGAUCCGCUACAUGGAUACCCUGCAGACUACCCUCCCCGAUCUGACCAACUUCAAGGCCACCGGCGGUAAGCUCAUCCACUACCACGGCGAGAACGACCCUAGUGUGCCUACUGCUUCUUCUGUGCACUACUGGCAGUCUGUCAUGAGCAUCAUGUACCCCAGCCUCGGAUCCUCCAAGGCCAUCGAGCAGAUGAAGGAGUGGUACCAGCUGUACUUGGUCCCCGGUGCUGCUCACUGCGGCCGUAACACCCUCCAGCCCAACGGUCCCUUCCCCGAGGAUAACAUGGAGACCAUGAUCCAGUGGGUUGAGCAGGGUAUUCAGCCUACCGGUCUGAACGCCACCGUCGAUGCUGGCAAAUACGACGGCGAGGUUCAGUCCCUGUGCCAGUUCCCCAAGCGUCCCGUCUGGAAGAGCAACAAGUGGGAGUGUGAGUCCGAUGACGAGGGUGCUGACACUUUCUACUACACCUUCCCUGCCUUCAAGGUUCCCGUUUACUAA